AAUUAUCCAGCAGCUGGUCAAUGGAAUUAUUGCACCGACCACAAUUCCAAACCUAGGCCUGGGCCCUUGGGGAGUCCUGCACUCAAACCCGAUGGACUAUGCCUGGGGCGCCAACGGCCUGGAUGCGAUCAUCACGCAGUUACUGAAUCAGUUUGAAAACACUGGACCACCGCCAGCAGACAAAGAGAAGAUCCAGGCCCUCCCCACCAUACAGAUCACACAGGAGCACGUAGAUUCCGGGUUGGAGUGCCCUGUGUGUAAGGAAGACUACACAGUUGGGGAGAAUGUGCGGCAGUUACCGUGCAAUCACCUGUUCCACGACGGCUGCAUAGUCCCCUGGCUGGAGCAGCAUGACACGUGUCCUGUCUGCCGGAAAAGCUUAAGUGGACAAAACACUGCCACAAACCCCCCAGGACUCACGGGAAUGAACUUCUCAUCCUCCUCCUCCUCCUCUUCAUCCAGCUCACCGAGUAAUGAAAACUCAUCGAACAACUCAUGAAUCUUAACGCACCCUCUGUCCCCGGGGCCCCCACUGUCCCCUCCCCCCCCCGGCCACCGCCAGCAGCCAAAGGCUUCCAGAGCAGAGCGAGGGGAGGGGACCAGGGGGAGCAGCACCCCCAGAAUUCCCUUUUGAGUUCUGAAGACACGGAGACUCUGGGCCCUUCAGAGAUGAGAAGUCUCAAGUUCUGUGAUGACAAAGGGGGGAAAAGAGCUCUGUC
Messenger RNA from Acanthisitta chloris (rifleman), 719 nucleotides. It is a transcript of the gene RNF126, whose product is annotated as ring finger protein 126. NCBI's taxonomy places the organism in Eukaryota, Metazoa, Chordata, Aves, Passeriformes, Acanthisittidae. The annotation marks the transcript as partial. Gene Ontology annotation, biological process: protein ubiquitination. Gene Ontology annotation, cellular component: cytoplasm. Gene Ontology annotation, molecular function: ubiquitin protein ligase activity. The record is from RefSeq and is a predicted model, not a curated record. The transcript has 5 exons.